AUGCCGUUCCUGGAGGACGCGAUCAUGGUCGCCAACCACAACAUUCGGAGAACAAGGUGCGAGGACGCCCAGUGGGUUGGCGGCGCCUUCGGGGACGAGGGCUGUGCGGCAGGGCCUCGGGAGGUCUUCGGCAGGCCGGUGAUGUUCACGUCCCUGUGGCGAUACAAAGCGGGCUCAUCCCGACUCUCCGCGCUGCGCCGGGCAGGGCGGCCGGUAGGGACCGAGGAGAUGAAGGUGUUGAUGCAGACGGUGUCUGAGGGCCUGACCGAGAUGAGCAUGAUCGUGCGGCCCAAUGACCUGGAGUUCGAGUUUGUUUUCUUCUUCAACCGUCGGCAACAUCGACGGGCUGUGGGAUGCGCCGUACGGGCCGUGGAGCCGGUUUCACUUCGACGAGGUCUUCGUGGGCAGACGGUCUUAGGAGCAGCCGCGCCUUCCGUGUAG
Prorocentrum cordatum is the source of this 441-nucleotide messenger RNA. The record is from the annotation of a GenBank genome assembly. NCBI's taxonomy places the organism in Eukaryota, Dinophyceae, Prorocentrales, Prorocentraceae.